AAUAAAUAAACAUAAAUAAAUAUAAAGAUUCAUUGUAUUGGAAUUUUGGAACUGAUUUCACUGACUUGAAACAGUUGGGCGAAGAAGUGGUAGUGUGACUGUUGACCUCACGACAUUCUUCAAACAACAUUCUUUCUCUCUUUCCGAUUCUCACUCUCAAGAAUCGCGGUCAAAUACAACCGCUAUAGCACCGACACUUUUGAUUGAACGUGUGCCCGUUGUCCGACACGUGUUGGUGUCUGACACGACACCAACACUUAUGAUAGAAGGCAUGUCUGUUGUCCAACACGUGGUGGUCUGAUACGACACCGACACAUGUGAUUACAUUCAAUUGAUUCAUUUCUUCAAAUUUUUACUGGUGUUGAUGUGUUCGUGUCAGUGUUGUGUCCGAUGUAAGUGUCUCUGUCGACUGUCAGUGCUUCAUAGAAUACAACUGAUCAUGUCAACUAGUUACACAUCUUGGGAAAUUUGUUUUGCAAGGAAUAAGGAAUGUUGUAUAUGUAUAUUGAAAAUCAUUUCUCUUGUUGAUAGGUGUGAAAUACAUUUUCUUGAAAGUUUGUUUCUGUUUCGCGCCAGUGCACAAAAACUUUGAAUGGCAAACUAAUGUUAGAUAUUAUUAGUUUCGUUAUGUUGGCGGUGAGGUCACACUGGGAUUUUGAACUUCCAUAUAUAGGGUUGAGUUGUGAAGAGUUGAUGUUUUAUUUAUUUCCUUAUUCUGGAGCAUAAUCUUCAAAAUUCAGUUAAAAAAUGCACUCUAGGUAUCUUCUGUAAUAUGAAUGUGGUUGUAAUGUUUGACUAUGGUUUGAUUGUAUAUACUUCACUACUUGGACCAUAGAAAAUCAUUGAUUAUGGUUGUAAAAUGUAUGUCUUUUUAACAUUUAAUUUACAAUUUUGUUAUUCUCCUAUUCUAUUCAGAAAAGUCAAAAGAGUUAGCACUGAGGAUGGUUAAAAGUAAAACAAUUGAGUUGUAUGGAUUCCCGUCUUCAGUGAACGUUUCUGAUGUAAAGAGAUAUGUAGAGAAGCUUACUGGUGAAGGAAGUGUGGUUGCUAUGAAGAUUAGAGUUGGUAAAGGCCGGAUUCCAAGAGCAUUUGCAAUUAUUCAAUUCACUACUGCAAGACAUGCUACAUUCAUGAUUGCCUUACCUAUCAGAAGUUCAUCAACAUUGCGGUAUGGGAGCUCCUAUUUAAAAGUUCGGGAAAUGGAAAGAGAUAUUGAUCCAAAUCCAAGGGUAUUUCUGGACAGUUUGGAUGAUGUGAAGCUGUAUUUUGGUUGUCAAAUAUCAAAGGAAAGAUUCUCUGUAUUAUGGAGCAAGGCGGAUGUUAGUGUAGAUUUUGGGAUUGGGAUGAAAAAGUGGCGAUUCUCUAUGCUCCAUGACGAUAAGAAGUUCAAACUUGAGCUUUCAUAUGAGAAUAUUUGGAAGGUUGAGCUGCAUCAACCACAGGGUAAAACUGCAAAGUAUCUAUUGAUUCAGUUACUAGGUGCUCCUCGGGUUUAUGAGCUUAAUAUUCCUAAUUCAGAUGUUGAUGUAUAUAACAUAUACAAUGAUCCUUUGAAGAACUAUAAUAAGGAUUCCCCUGAUGACCAAUGGAUUCGUGCAAUAGAUUUCACUCCUUGCAGUUGUAUUGGGCAGUCUUCUUCUAUAUGUGUAGAGCUUCCUAGUAACAGAGAUUUUCCAAAUUUUCGGGAAAACUGUGCUCAUUAUGAGGAAAGUGAGGGUCAAUACACAUUGCAGAUCGGAUCACCUUUUUCUUCCAAUCCGGAUGUUGUCCCUAUGGUUGCUCCUCCUCAAGGAAUUCGAAUUCCAUUUGACAUCCUGUUUAAGGUCAAUUCAUUGGUUCAGCACGGGUGUGUUUCAGGUUCUGAACUCGAUAAUCAUUUCUAUCGUCUAGUGGAUCCACUUAGAAUAAACGUCGAUUUUAUCGAGCAUGCCUUAGAGAAGAUGUACUAUGCAAAGGAUUUCUGUUAUGAACCAGUAAAAUGGCUGAAAGAUCAAUACAGAAUGUACCUUGGUGCAAAAGCUCCACCCCGCUCACCUACUAUAUCUUUGGAUAAUGGGUUGGUAUACAUUCGCAGGGCUCAGAUAACACCAUGCAAAGUAUACUUUUGUGGUCCAGAGAUUAAUGUCUCGAAUCGUGUUCUCCGUAAUUUCCAUGAACAUAUCGAUAACUUUCUGCGUGUUUCAUUUGUUGACGAGGAGUUGGAUAAUCUGUAUUCAGCAGAUUUAUCUACACGUAAUUCUGAGCGUGGGAGAACUGGGAUAUACUAUAGAAUUCUUUCCAUCCUUAUGAAUGGCUUAGAUAUUGGUGGUAAGAAGUUCGAAUUUCUAGCUUUCUCAUCAAGUCAGUUGCGUGAAAAUUCCCUAUGGAUGUUUGCUCGUACAACAACUGGAGUUACUGCAGAUUUCAUAAGGGCAUGGAUGGGAGAUUUUAGCCGGAUACGAAAUGUGGCUAAAUAUGCUGCUAGACUCGGACAAUCUUUUGGUUCGUCUACCGAAACUCUAAGUGUCAGCAGGGACGAAAUUGAAAUUAUUCCUGACGCGAAGGUUAAACACGGUGCAACCGAAUAUGUCUUCUCUGAUGGAAUUGGGAAAAUAUCUCUUGAACUUGCACGGAAGGUGGCUAAAAAAUGUGGGUAUGAUUCAAUUCCAUCCGCGUUUCAGAUUCGAUAUGGCGGGUACAAAGGAGUUGUGGCUGUUGAUCCAACCUCGUCUGUGAAGCUGUCACUGAGGAAGAGUAUGCACAAGUAUGAAUCAGAUAACAUAAAAUUGGAUGUUUUGGCAUGUAGUAAGGUUCAACCUUGUUAUCUGAAUCGGCAGUUGAUCACUCUCUUAUCCACUCUCGGUGUCAAGGACGGUGUUUUCGAGAAAAAACAGAAAGAAGCUGUUGAUCAACUGAACACAAUACUAACAGAUUCGACGAAGGCACAGGAGGUUUUGGACUUGAUGUCUUCCGGAGAGGUCACUAAUAUUCUGAAGGAGAUGCUUAUUUGUGGUUACAAGCCUAAUGUUGAACCAUUUCUUUCGAUGAUGCUGCAGACAUUUAGGGCAUCAAAACUUUUGGAAUUGCGACAAAAAACUAGGAUAUUUAUUCCAAGAGGAAGAGCUAUGAUGGGAGUUCUAGAUGAAACAAGAACCCUAGAAUAUGGUGAAGUAUUUGUUAAAUAUUCUAACAAUAGGUUCGGCAAUCGUUCUCAUGUAGUUAUUGGUAAGGUAGUCGUAGCAAAAAACCCCUGCUUGUACCCAGGCGAUGUGCGUGUUUUAAACGCUGUGGAUGUGCCAGCUUUGCGUCACAUGGUGGAUUGUGUUGUUUUUCCUCAAAAAGGUCGCAGGCCCCAUCCAAAUGAAUGUUCUGGAAGCGAUCUAGACGGGGACAUCUACUUUGUUUGUUGGGAUUCUGAAUUGGUUCCACCUAGAACAAUUGAUCCAAUGGAGUAUGAUACUGCACAACCUAUUGUAUUGGAUCAUGAUGUGGAGAUUGAGGAGGUGGAGGAGUAUUUUACCAAUUACAUACUCAAUGACAGUCUUGGAAUAAUUGCCAAUGCACACACUGUCCAUGCAGAUAAAGAACCUCUUAAAGCAAUGGCUGAGCCAUGUAUUAAGCUUGCGAAGCUAUUCUCAACAGCAGUCGACUUUCCAAAAACUGGUAUCCCAGCUGUUAUACCUCGUGAACUUUUCGCCAAAGAAUAUCCUGAUUUCAUGGAGAAGUCUGACAAAACAACAUACAAGUCGAAUAAUGUAAUAGGAACACUUUUUAGGGAAAUUCAAGAGAUUUCGACAAGGGACGGCUCCAUUACAUCCUUCACACGCGAAGUGGCUAAAAAUUCGUAUGAUCUUGACAUGGAAAUGGAUGGCUUUAUGGAUUAUGUCGACGAUGCCUUUUAUCACAAAAGCAAUUAUGACUACAAGUUGGGAAAUCUGAUGGACUACUAUGGUAUCAAAACCGAAUCAGAAAUCCUUAGUGGCAAUAUUAUGAAAAUGUCAAAAUCUUUCACCAAAAGAAGGGAUGCGGAUGCGAUUACUAUGGCUGUAAGGUCCUUAAGGAAAGAGGCGAGGAGUUGGUUCAAUGAAGGCGGCACCAGUGUAGAUUCUGGAAGUGAUGAUGCAUAUGCAAAAGCUUCUGCUUGGUACUAUGUUACUUACCAUCACAGUUUCUAUGGUUUGUACAAUGAAGGUAUGAAUAGGGACCAUUUUCUAAGCUUUCCAUGGUGUGUUUACCAUUUGCUUGUGCAAAUCAAGAAGGAAAAAGUAAGGAUGAGGAUGCAUGCUAGCAUGGAACAAAGUUUCAGUCGUCGGUUGCGUCUUGAUUGACGCCUCUGCUCAUAGUUGUUGUUGAACUUUGCAUGUACAUGUUUAUGGUAAUGCUAUGAUAUAGAAUGUUUAUCAACAAUUUCUUAUCGUUUGCAAGUAUGAUGCAAACUUAUAUUAGUGGUAUUAUUAAUGGCUUUUUCUCUAUGUUUCUUGUUUUGAUUGUAAAUAUGAUGAAGACUCAUUAGUUGUAUUUUUCAUGGGUUUUCUCUAUCUGCUUCUUCUCUUAUGUGAGAAAUUUAUUGAUAUUGAGUGAA
Messenger RNA from Trifolium pratense (red clover), 4561 nucleotides. Its product is annotated as RNA-dependent RNA polymerase 1-like. Bases 942 to 4307 code for a protein of 1121 amino acids. Gene Ontology annotation, biological process: siRNA processing. Gene Ontology annotation, molecular function: RNA-directed RNA polymerase activity. The transcript is spliced from 5 exons. Gene Ontology annotation, cellular component: nuclear RNA-directed RNA polymerase complex. NCBI's taxonomy places the organism in Eukaryota, Viridiplantae, Streptophyta, Magnoliopsida, Fabales, Fabaceae. The record is from RefSeq and is a predicted model, not a curated record.